Molecule: messenger RNA, 969 nt
Organism: Gossypium arboreum
Lineage: Eukaryota; Viridiplantae; Streptophyta; Magnoliopsida; Malvales; Malvaceae
Exons: 2
Coding region: 76-384 (102 amino acids)
Source: RefSeq, a predicted model, not a curated record
UUACUCAUACUUCCCAGUCCCACCAUAUUCUACCUUUCUUGCAGCCUGCUUCCCCAAUCUUUUGCCUAUUUACCUAUGGAUCCAGGAGAUGAAGGUAUGGCUAUGGCUGAGGCAGCGCUGGAGACGGAGAGAGAGUCGCUAAGAGCUUGUCAACUUGCACUUGAAGCGAAGAUUAGCGAGCGUGCAGUGCUAUUGAGAAGGAAGCAAGAGAUGGGUGCAAAGGAGGCCGCCAAGCAAAAAGUGGUUGCUGAUUUCAUGCUCUUCAUUGAAGCAAUUGAGAAAAAUGAUAUGGAGACUGCCAACAGAUUCGAUGAAAAAGCAAUGAAGAACACUAUUCUUACAAUGAUGAAUGAUGAUACUGGAGGAUUUGGAAAGAAGAAAUAGUAAUGCUUUCAGAGCUUCACCCAUCUGCCUGUUUGGAUCGGAAACUGGGUAUAUGACUUGUUCUGUCCGUACAAGCAUUAAAAACUCCAAAUUGUCAUGGCUGUUGUUUGAUGUUUUCAAGAGUCGUUGUGUGGUUUUGUUUUUGUUCAUUUUCCUAGUUAAUAUGAUUGGGACAUGAUGGGUUAUGUUGUGAUGUUUCCUCGCUUAUGUUGUACUGAUCCGUGACUCUCUCAUAGUAACGGAAGGAUGUCAUUGUUUUAGAGAAAAAAGUUGGAUUUUUUUUAUUACAAAAUCUUGGAGUCAUGAAUUCCAGUUGGAAUUCCAGUUUUCAGGGUUAAUCAUACGACUCAGAGGGGGUUCAAUAGAACAUAAAAGAAAGCAAAGCAAUUACUUAGGUUAUUUUUCUUUCCCAUAUUUCUAUCAUUGUCUCCCCAUGUUAAUUUUUUCUGCUUUAAAUAGAUAGGCAAGUUGAAGAAGAUCAAUAAGUGUGGGAAAGGGGAACAGGGGAAAAUCUGAUUGUUAUAUUUAGGAUACUAAUACUAUGUAUGAAUUGAAAGUCAAUAUAGUUGAUCUUGAUCCAAAUAA